Molecule: messenger RNA, 951 nt
Organism: Quercus lobata
Lineage: Eukaryota; Viridiplantae; Streptophyta; Magnoliopsida; Fagales; Fagaceae
Product: protein MAIN-LIKE 2-like
Exons: 4
Coding region: 1-951 (316 amino acids)
Biological process (GO): meristem development; meristem maintenance
Source: RefSeq, a predicted model, not a curated record
AUGGGUAGCGUCAUCCCUCCCUCCAAGAAGGCAAUCAUCGGAAUGAUGACUUCACCUACUUUUCUAUCAGUAAGAAUUCGGUCUGGGGCACAGUAUUGCAGGGCUACUCCCUGCGGAAUACGUAUGGCUGCUGUUCCUGCUCAGAUCCCUGAUGAGUUCAGUCCUGGUCCCAUUGAGGAUUCAGUGAUAAGGUUUCUAAAAGAUCAUCGAUCGUGUGCUGUUUGGGAAGGCAAGGAUCUGGGGGCACUGAAAUGUCGUGGUCGUAAUGACGAGUUGCGAAAACGACGCUCGAUAGUGGUGGAUGAUCGCAUCCUCGACAUUGUCAAGAGAGUUAGAUUAGAGGGGCUGUAUAGGACCCCAAGUAAAGAGAUUGAUCAUAACUUGAUAACGGCCUUCGUUGAGCGAUGGCGGCUUGAAACCCACACCUUCCACCUGCCACAUGGUGAGACAACGAUCACAUUACAAGAUGUGGAGGUUCUUUUGGGGAUUCCAAUCGAUGGUGAGAGUCUGCUUGGAAUUGCUACUAAUGCUAUGGUGCUUAAAGGACAAAGGAUCCUAAUUAAUAAGCUACUAGAAAAAAUUGACCAAGGGUUGCCCGAUGGUGCAGCAAAGGUGGUUGUGCAUCAAUAUGCACGGUGUUAUAUUCUAGCACUGCUGGCAGACACAAUUUUCGCCGACAAGUUUGGCAAUAGGGUGCAUACGAUGUGGUUGCAGAUGUUGAGGAACCUUCACAAUCCACCUCAGUACAGUUGGGGGAGCGCUUGCCUUGCAUGGUUGUACAGAGAGUUAUGCAGGGCAACCGACGGAGGUGCUAGUCAGAUUGGUGGGGCUUUGCUACUGGUUCAGUAUUGGGCAUGGUUCAGAUUCCCUUUUUUGUGCCCAAGGAAGGACCUCCCACCAGAUGAUGCAUAUGACCCACCAUUUGCACCUUCUCCACUGUCCAUUAAGUAA